Molecule: messenger RNA, 1449 nt
Organism: Penicilliopsis zonata CBS 506.65
Lineage: Eukaryota; Fungi; Ascomycota; Eurotiomycetes; Eurotiales; Aspergillaceae
Exons: 5
Coding region: 1-1449 (482 amino acids)
Biological process (GO): carbohydrate metabolic process
Molecular function (GO): beta-glucosidase activity
Source: RefSeq, a predicted model, not a curated record
AUGGGCACUUCUACCGCAACUCUACCUGCGGAUUUCCUGUGGGGAUUUGCCACGGCCAGCUACCAGAUUGAGGGCGCCGUGAACGAGGAUGGGCGUGGCCCCUCCAUCUGGGACACAUUCUGCCAAAAACCCGGCAAAAUUGCCGACGGCAGUUCCGGCGCAGUUGCCUGCGAUUCCUACCACCGCACACACGAGGACAUUGCGUUGUUGAAGCAGUAUGGGGCGAAGGCGUAUCGGUUUUCGGUUUCCUGGUCUCGAGUGAUUCCGCUUGGCGGUCGCAACGAUCCGGUCAACGAGAAGGGCCUUCAGUUCUAUGUGCGGUUCGUGGACGAUCUGUUGGCUGCGGGGAUCAUUCCCAUGGUCACCCUGUUCCACUGGGACCUACCGGAUGAGCUCGACAAGCGGUACGGGGGGAUGCUUAACCAGAAGGAGUUUGUGGCCGACUACGCCAACUAUGCCCGGAUCAUGUUCAAGGCGCUCAGCCCACGGGUGAAGCACUGGAUCACCUUCAACGAACCGUGGUGCAGCAGCGUUCUAGGAUACAACACCGGCAGCUUCGCGCCCGGGCGUACCAGCGACCGCUCCAAGAGCUCCGUGGGUGACAGUUCGCGCGAGUGCUGGAUCGUCGGGCACAAUUUGCUUGUGGCUCAUGGGGCGGCGGUCAAGAUCUACCGAGAGGAGUUUAAGACACAGGCCGGCGGAGAGAUUGGAAUCACACUCAACGGCGAUUGGACUGAACCAUGGGAUCCCGAGAACCCUGCAGACCGCGAAGCGUGUGACCGCAAGAUCGAGUUUGCCAUUUCCUGGUUUGCGGACCCUAUCUACCACGGGAAGUACCCGGACAGCAUGGUGAAGCAACUCGGGGACCGGCUGCCACGCUGGACUGCCGAAGAGCUAGCCCUAGUGCAGGGUAGCAACGACUUUUACGGGAUGAACCACUACUGCGCGAACUACAUCAAGGCCAAGACGGGCGAGCCGGACAUCAACGAUGUGGCGGGAAAUCUGGAGAUCCUCAUGGAAGACAAGCACGGCCACAGCAUCGGCCCGGUGACGCAAUCGCCCUGGCUGCGGCCGUACGCGAUCGGGUUUCGCAGGCUGCUGAAAUGGCUCAGUGACCGGUACGGCUCCCCCAAGAUCCUCGUCACCGAGAACGGCACCAGCCUCAAGGGCGAGAACGACCUGCCGCUCGACCAGCUGCUUGACGACGAGUUCCGCGCCCAGUACUUCCGCGACUACAUUGGCGCCAUGGCCGACGCAUACACCUUUGACAAGGUAAAUGUCAGGGGAUACAUGGCCUGGAGUUUGAUGGACAACUUUGAAUGGGCCGAAGGCUACGAGACCAGAUUCGGCGUCACCUUCGUCGACUAUGAAAACGACCAGAAGCGCAUCCCCAAGAAGAGCGGCAAGGUGAUUGGGGAGCUGUUUGAAAAGUAUAUUGAGAAGUCGUGA